AUGUUGACAGAUUUGUUAAAUUUCGGUCGUGAACACUUAGAGAAUGGAACAUUAUUCAGUAUGCUUGAAACAGUAGGCAUUAAUAAUGCGGAUGACUUUAUCAAUGGCUUUCGAAAUCAAACAAGUCAAGAAGCAGAACGAAUCCGUCAAUCUUCACAUUUUAUGUCCUUGGGAGAAUCAGUUUUCGGCUUGUUUUCUGGAAACAAAGAUGAAAAUGAUUCAUUAGCAAUGAUUCAAGCGGGAUAUAAUACUUAUAAGCUAUUUUCAGAUGGUCAACAAGAUGAGCAGAGUGGUAACGGUGGUUUUCUUGGUGAAAUUGGUUCAACAAUUAGCAAUGCUAAAAAGAUGUAUGACUUAUAUAAAUCAUUUGACAAAAAUGGGGAUGGAAAAAUUACAACUGAAGAUAUUCAAACGUAUUUUCAAGAAAUGGGUCUUGGUUUUGUAUCACCAUAUUUGACUAAAGGAUUAUUUCUAUUAGUGGAUAAAAAUCAAAAUGGUUGUCUUGAUUUUGUUGAUUUAAUGGGAUUAUGUGCGAUAGUAUAUAAAUUAUCUCAAACAUUCGGCGGUGGUGCUGGCAACUUUUUAUAA
Messenger RNA from Adineta steineri, 588 nucleotides. Lineage: Eukaryota; Metazoa; Rotifera; Eurotatoria; Adinetida; Adinetidae. The record is from the annotation of a GenBank genome assembly.